Molecule: messenger RNA, 2622 nt
Organism: Aedes albopictus (Asian tiger mosquito)
Lineage: Eukaryota; Metazoa; Arthropoda; Insecta; Diptera; Culicidae
Exons: 2
Coding region: 1-2622 (873 amino acids)
Biological process (GO): DNA integration
Molecular function (GO): nucleic acid binding
Source: RefSeq, a predicted model, not a curated record
AUGUUGGCAACACCACACAAGGAACGGCGACAGCGUCGACGGUCUCACUUCCGCGCCAGCACGUCCAUCGUCCGCCAUUGUGCAGUGAAGUGUUCGGAGAGUGAGAACCUGGCAAAAUCACAUUGCGUGGGGGCUAUUGCGGUUCGUAACUCUAGUAAGGGGUUGUCUACUGCCGUGGGUGAUUUGAUUGAAAGUUUUCCCCGGGUGUUCGAUUCGUCUGUGGGCACUAUUCGCGGCGUCAACGCUACUCUACACCUCAAACCGAAUAGCAAACCGGUCUUUAUGAAGGCCCGUACAAUUCCUUUCGCAAUUCGUGAUACUGUAGAACGUGAAAUUAAGAGCAUGGUGGAUGCCGGCAUUCUGGAAAAAGUGGAACGAAGUGCGUGGGCGACUCCAGUUGUACCGGUAAUGAAGUCAGCAGAUCGAGUGCGUUUGUGCGGAGACUACAAGGUGACGAUCAACAAGUGUCUUCUGGUUGACGAGCAUCCCUUACCAACUAUCGACGAGCUGUUUUCGAAUAUGGCCGGGGGCCAGAAAUUUACUAAGCUGGAUCUGGCGCAGGCUUAUCUGCAAAUGGAAGUUCGCGAAGAAGACCGGGAGCUCCUAACCUUGAACACACAUCUUGGCCUCUACAAACCGACCCGACUAAUGUAUGGAGUAUCGUCGGCGCCGGCUAUUUUCCAGCGGGAGAUUUCGCAAUUGCUUGGUGACAUUCCCGGAGUCUCAGUGUUCCUGGAUGACAUCAAGGUGACUGGUCCGGAUGACGAAACGCAUCUGCGUCGGCUGAAAAUGGUGCUGCAGCGGUUAAAUGAACAUGGUAUGCAGUUGAAUGUGGCAAAGUGUGAAUUUUUUGCGGAUCGCAUCGAGUAUUGCGGAUUUGUCAUCGAUCGUGAAGGAAUCCGGAAGAUGAAGGCUAAGGUGGACGCUAUCCAGGAGAUGCCCAGACCAUGCAACCGUGAGCAGGUUCGGGCUUUCGUCGGCUUAAUAAACUAUUAUGGCAGGUUCAUGCCGGCUUUGAGUACGCGGAUCUAUCCUAUUAACAACUUGCUGAAAGAGAAUGUUCCAUUCAAGUGGAACGCGGACUGUGAGGAGGCGUUCCUGUGGGUCAAAAAGGAGAUGCAGUCGGAUAGAGUUUUGGCGCACUACGAUCCAAAACUCCCACUCGUACUGGCAACCGAUGCCUCUCCUUACGGUGUUGGUGCAGUGUUAAGUCAUCUGUACCCGGAUGGUACAGAACGACCAAUUCAUUGUGCUUCUCAAACCCUAAACAAAUCACAGCAGAACUACAUACAAGCCGAUAAAGAGGCAUAUGCGAUCGUGUUCGGGGUGAAAAAGUUUUAUCAAUAUCUCUACGGACGGAAAUUCAUCCUCGUUACCGACAUUAAAGCUGUUGCUCAAAUCAUGGCGCCUAAUAAAGGACUUCCCACCCUGAGUGCUUUGCGAAUGCAGCACUACGCUGUAUUCCUCGAAUCAUUUGAUUAUGAAGUGCGGUUCCGGCCAUCGAAUGAGAAUGCUAAUGCGGACGGAAUGUCUCGAUUGCCCAUCGAAGACGCCAGCAACAAACACCGAAUCGAGGAGGUGGAUCUUGUUGAGGUUAAUCAAAUCGAGACUUUGCCUGUCACAGUUGAAGAACUUGCAAAAUGCACCAAAGAAGACUUGAAUGUAAAAACUUUGCUGGAAGGUUUGAAAGUCGGACGAGUAGUCGAAGGCUGUGAUAGAUUCGGCGUUAAUCAGAGUGAGUUUUCGAUUCAACAAGGCUGUUUGAUGAGAGGUAUCCGAGUCUACAUUCCUCCUAAACUGCGGCAGCGUGUACUGGAAGAGUUGCACACUGGACAUUUCGGUGUGUCCAGAAUGAAAUCAUUGGCCCGAUCGUAUUGCUGGUGGGAAACUGUUGAUCGCGACAUCGAAGAUCUGUCAAGGGACUGUUGUGAAUGCGCCAGUGUAAGGAAGAAUCCUGUAAGCGUGGCUCCUCAUUGCUGGGAACAAGCUACAGAGCCAUUCCAGCGAAUUCAUGUUGAUUUUGCGGGACCGUUUCUUGGGAUGUACUUUUUCGUGAUUGUGGAUGCUUUUUCAAAGUGGCCGGAGGUUAAGAUCAUUCGUGAUAUGACUACAGAUACCACCAUCGACCGUCUGCGGGAGUAUUUCGUAACGUACGGAGUUCCGUCGGUUAUAGUUAGUGAUCGAGGAGUCCAGUUCACUUCAGACCAAUUCCGAGAAUUCGUGAGGCGAAACAAUAUCAUGCACAAAAUGGGAGCCCCAUACCACCCCGCCACGAAUGGGCAAGCUGAACGAUUCGUUCAGACCUUCAAAGAAAAGUUGAAAGCUUUGAAAUGCGAGAGAAAGGACGUUCAGUUUGAGCUCUACAAAAUCUUGAUGGCGUAUCGAAGGACGGUGCACCCAGUAACUGGAAAAUCUCCAUCGAUGUUAGUCUAUGGACGACAGAUGAAGUCCCGGCUCGAUUUGCUAGUUCCUGUGGCCGAUUUGAAGGUUUCAUCACGCGGAGAGGAAGAGCCUGUACGGUGCUUUACGGUCAACGAAAGAGUAGCUGCGCGAGAUUUUUUGGGUGCUUCCAAGUGGAAAUUUGGUACGGUGACCGAGCGACUGGGUAAGCUGCACUAUUGA